AUGCAACGAAUAAAUCAAGUUUCAAAUGAAGCAAUGAAACGUAUGCAAAUGCCUAUCUUACCAACAUCAUCAUCAUCAGUAUCAUCCUCAUCUGCUCAUCCAACAAGUCAUUCAAUGAUGCCAGAUCUUCUUUGGAUAAGCAAGCAACAACAACAACAUCCAUCAACACAUGCACAUCCAUUACGAAAUACUAUACGUGUUAGUUCUAAUGGUAUACGUCAUAAAUUUGAUGGUAAACAAUGGCGACCAUUAUGUGACUCACCUGAUGGAUAUGAAUGUCGAAAUUUAGUGUUUCGUUCAUCCUUAUGUCAAAAACACUUUUAUAAAUUACAUCAUUUUAAACGACCUUAUGCAAAAACUGGAUCACUAUCAACACCAUUAUCUGGCAUGUUAUCAUUACCAUUAAAAAGACCAUCACCAAAUUCAUAUGAACAGCCUCAUCGCUCUAGAAACGAACAUCAUGAUAUGGAAAGCGAACAUGAAAAUACUUACAAAGAUGAUGAUUCAAUUCAAGUUCUUGAAAAUACUGAUCCUUCAAUUAGCAAACGAGAUAAUAUUGAAUCAAAAAAUGCAUCUCAAUCAGAAUUUACUUUUUUUUCAAUUGAUUGUGAUCCACACGCUGACAUAGAUACACAUGAUAUGAAUCAUAUUAAAUCUGAGCCAUUACCAAAAACUAAACGAUUAGAUUCAACAAAUAAUAAUUCUAUUCUAUCGAAUGAAUUAGAUAAUUCAUCUUUAAAUAUACCCAUACCAAAAGUAAUGGAAUCAAUUCGUCUUGGUAUACCACCAUUAACACGUACAGAAGAAAAAUCAUUAGCUAAUGAGCUUAUAACACAAUUACCAGCUGAUGCAUCAUUAACAAUAGCCGAACAAAUGGCACGACGUCGAGCUUGUGAAAUCGUUAUGGAUAAUUAUUCUCAUCAAUUCUCACCAAUUAAUAUGGCAUCAGAAUGGUUUUAUGAUUUUCUUUUAAGAAAUCCACGUGUACCAAUACAUUUUCAAUCAUGGUUUUCAUCAAUUAAAGUAACAUUACCAUCAUCAGAUCAAUUAAUUGAUAUUAAAAUAUGGGAACUUGGACUUGUUACAAGAUCUAUUAUACCAUCAUCGUCAGUUUCAACCGGUUCAUGUUCGCCUUGA
Rotaria sp. Silwood1 is the source of this 1137-nucleotide messenger RNA. The record is from the annotation of a GenBank genome assembly. Lineage: Eukaryota; Metazoa; Rotifera; Eurotatoria; Philodinida; Philodinidae.